UUGUUCUUUUUUUUCAUUCUAUUCUCUCUUUGGUUGCGAUUCACUUGAAACACUAAUUACCAUUUGUUUUAGAUUAAUUUCUUUGUUGUUUUUUUGUUUCCUGUCAUGUUGUUGUCCAAUUUUUUAACACCUUUUUCUUCAAGUGUACUAUCCAAAGUGACCAUCUAAAAGUGACCAACAAAAAAAAAAAAAAGAGAGUUUAUUUUUAUUAAUUGUUGAGGUGUUUUUCUUUUCUCUUUACCAUUAUUCAUCUUUUUUUCUAUUCUAAAAUUUUUUAUUCCAUUUCCUCCUCCCUGUUGUUAGUUUUUAAAAUUCAAUUCCAUCUUUGUUAUCACCCGUUAUAUCUUUCACCCCACACCACCACCAUUUCCAUAAUCAUCAUCGUCAUCAUCAUCAUCUUCACCAUUGUGUCACAUACUCUUACAAUCUCUUCUCUUUCUCUCUUUCUUUCUUUCUCUCUCAUUUCCCUAUCACCUUCACCCUGUAGCGUCUUAAUCUUAUAUAUUUCAUCGUUUCUCUUUUAUCCACAUUGUUUCCCACCUUCACCUUCACCACCACCACCACCAUUUACCAUCAACAUCAAUGUACAGCCAUCAACCUCAACAUACUCUUCAACAACAACACCAUCUUAAUAUCAAUCAUGAUAAUUUUAAUAAAAUUGCUUCUCACCUCAACAACAAUGAGCCAACAACUCGUACACCUUUUACCAUUUCCCGAUCUUAUUCAUCUAAUUCAUCUUUGAAUUCAAAUGAUUCUUUUAACAAAGAUAAACGUCGACCACCUCUACCACCAAAAGGACACAUCAUGUACCAUCCUUCCCGUUAUAAGACAGAAUUAUGUCGACAAUGGGAAGAAUUGGGCUAUUGUGAGUACGAUGAUCGAUGCCUUUUUGCUCAUGGUGCCUUUGAACUUAAAUGUUUACCCAAUCGUCAUCCCAAAUAUAAAACUGAAAAAUGUUCCGCUUUCCAUGAACAAGGAUUCUGUUCUUUUGGUCCAAGGUGUUCUUUUAUUCACUCAAAGGGUGAUCCCGCUGAUCUUUUAGAAAAAGUCUUAACCACCUUACCUAAAAUUCCCAUGCCUGAGAAUCCAGAGGAUAAGGAAAACGAAAUCACCAUGGCUUUUGCCGAAGAUGAUGAUCGUUUACCCAUUUUUAAGAAAAUAGCCCCAACAUUUACUUCAUCAUCUUCUUCCAGCACCGCAAACACAUCAACAGGUUCUGAGUCGUUGAAUUAAUUCAAAACCAUAGAAAACAAUUUAAAAAAAAAACAAUCAACAUGUUAUUAAUUAGUUGAAUUAUAUAUAGAGCGAUUAUCUAUUUAUGUAACUUUUGUCACUUGUCCCAUGGUCACUUUCAUUGUUUACCCAUUUUCGUACCUCAUCUUUUUAUAUAUAUUUAUCAUCAUACCUUCAAAUGUCAUAAUCUCACCUUUCACCCCCCACAAAAACACUCAUAUAUACUGUACACAGUUUAGAAAAUCUGAAAAUUCUAUUUAGAAUUUUUAAUCAAAAUUCUUAGUCACAAAUCCAAAGAAAAAAAUAUCGCAAUCUCUUUAUCUCUCUUUCCAUAUAUAUUUAUAAUAUAUUUUUCCAUAAUUGUUUUAUUGUCGUUAUCAAUUUAGUAAAGACGUAAUUAAUAAAAAGAAAAUUAUUUCAAAUUAGAAACAAUUAA
Messenger RNA from Panonychus citri (citrus red mite), 1669 nucleotides. It is a transcript of the gene Tis11, whose product is annotated as protein TIS11-like. Bases 583 to 1233 code for a protein of 216 amino acids. The transcript has a single exon. Lineage: Eukaryota; Metazoa; Arthropoda; Arachnida; Trombidiformes; Tetranychidae. Gene Ontology annotation, molecular function: metal ion binding; mRNA binding. The record is from RefSeq and is a predicted model, not a curated record.